CUUGACUUGGUUGCAGGCACCAUUCACAAGGUCGCACUAUCGUAAGGUAAGUCUGCGUUGAUAGCUUGUAACGUUCCAACCAUUUGUCCUAUCUAGGGUCGUGUCUGAAUUUUUUUGCCUGUCUGUGUGCGACUUCUGUGCGAGACUCACGUAUGCCUUUCGUCCCGUUGGGGUCACCACUCCCUCUGGAUUGUUAGGGAGUUCUGGGACCCGCGCUUUCUUAUCCUUGAGUCUGUCAUCGAUUCCAAUCACUAUGGUGGCACACUUAUCCUGCAUAUUCUGUGCUGUUACGUCACUGCCCGCCAUUAACAUUGGCUCUGUGAAGCUCAUUUCCCUUCUGGCAUCCCAGGGACCGGAGGAUGUGACCCUCUUGUCCACACCCCUGCCCCUAACGCCCUCCAAUUUUAAUGCUUUCACUCAUGUGACGGUUUGUCUGUUGGCUGCUUCACCCUGUUAUGGUGGACCAUUCCGAGUAAGGAUAAUGCCCGGGAUUUCUGUUGUAAUAUCAACAAUCGGUUCUGACGACGGAGUGGCGAGGAGGGAUUGAUUGUCGGUGGCGAAGUUUGGCGCAGAAACUUACGUGCCAUAGCCUUAUAUUUAAAAUUUUCUUCACCAACCUCAGUUUGUAUUUGUCAACCUGGCGAUGUAUCCACCAUCAGCAGAACCUGAUCAACAAAUUGCUAGUGGUAAAAUAAGUUUCGCCCUUUAGGAAAAGUUCUUGACACAAUUUGUCCCUGGCUGGCAUCAGCUCAGCCAAGGAUCUGCUUUUUUCAGCUCCACUACCUGAAUAGCUGGAAUUACCGCCUAAUCGAGGCUGUAGGGUAUACUGCUUCUACAGAUUAUAGAGGCGAUGGGUAUACUACACGAGAUUGUACGUAUGCAUAGCUCAACUUGCUCCUUGCUGACAGGUGGCUACAAAUCCGAUAAUG
This is a messenger RNA of Cantharellus anzutake, 929 nucleotides long. RefSeq lists its product as uncharacterized. Lineage: Eukaryota; Fungi; Basidiomycota; Agaricomycetes; Cantharellales; Hydnaceae. The transcript has 3 exons. The coding region runs from base 254 to 547 and encodes 97 amino acids. The record is from RefSeq and is a predicted model, not a curated record.